AUGGAGGUUCCCGUAACUUUGAGUAGAACUUCUUUAACAUCUUGUCCUUCUCCUCCUCCUCCUCCUCCACCUCCCAUAGUGUCCCAGCUCGCUUUAACAUCAGUACAAGGUAAAGGGCAACAACCAUCACCCUCCAUUGAUAAAUCAUUCACAGCUUUGCCUAUGCCGCCUCCACCUCCUCCUUUCUCAGGGGUAGCUCCAUUGACCACUAUCAACAAGUCAUUGCCUCCUCCGCCUCCUCCUUUCGUGGGGGUAGCUCCAUUGCCCACUAUCAACAAGUCUUUUCCUCCUCCACCACCUCCACCUCCUCCUUUCUCAGGGGUAGCUCCAUUGCCCAACAUCAAGAAGACAUUUCCCACUCACCCACCCCCUCCUCCCCCUCUACCACCCACUUCUUCCUCUUCGCCGGUUCAGUCUCCCUCCAUUAAGAACUCAUUUUCAACUCCUCCGCCUCCUCCUCCUCCUUUAUGUCCUGGGCCAGCCUCAAGCCCUAGUACUAUAUCCUCAGCACUGCCGCCACCCCCCCGUCCUCCCAGUCUUGCUCUGAAGGAUCCAUUGUCUAGGAAUUCACCCCAUGGUCCACCUUUACCACCUCCUCCUGCUCCGUUUACCAAUGGGCUGUCAAAAACUGGUGGCGCCUCUCGACAAUCUCAUGCAGCGGGCAGUAAUGGAAAUAUUCCUCCGAUUCCAGGACCACCUUUGAGCACAAAGGGAAGGCUGCCAUUGCGGGCUAAUUCCAGGAAUCAGGAUCAGUCAAAAAAGGCAUCCCUGAAGCCAUAUCAUUGGUUGAAGUUGACAAGGGCCAUGCAAGGAAGCUUAUGGGCUGAGACGCAAAAAUCUGAUGAAGCUUCCAAGGCUCCUGAGUUUGACAUGACGGAACUUGAGAGUCUUUUUGCGGCAACAAUUCCAACUAAUGGAAGCACUGGUGGGAAAUCAAAUCGUCGUGGGUCGGGACCUAAAUCUGACAAAGUCAAUCUGAUUGACCUCAGACGGGCAUAUAAUUGUGAAAUCAUGCUUACAAAAGUUAAGGUUCCUUUGCCUGAUUUGAUGGGUUCAGUCCUUGCUUUGGAUGAUUCAGCAUUGGAUGUUGAUCAGGUUGAUAAUCUUAUAAAAUUCUGUCCGACGAAAGAAGAAAUGGAACUUCUCAAGAACUACAACGGCGAGAAGGAGAUCUUAGGAAAAUGUGAACAGUUCUUCCUAGAGUUGAUGAAAGUGCCACGAGUAGAGUCAAAGCUAAGAGUAUUCUCAUUUAAAAUACAGUUCCGCAGCCAGGUUUCUGAACUUAGAAAUAAUUUGAAUAUUGUAAAUUCUGUAGCUGAUGAGAUCAGGAAUUCAGCCAAAUUGAAAAGAAUUAUGCAAACUAUUCUUUCACUGGGGAAUGCCUUGAACCAUGGGACUGCAAGAGGUUCUGCUGUUGGAUUUCGAUUGGAUAGUCUUCUCAAACUUACAGAUACCCGAGCCAAAAACAACAAAAUGACUCUCAUGCACUAUCUGUGCAAGGUGCUCGCUGAGAAACUACCAGAACUACUAGAUUUUGUGACAGAUCUCAAAAGUUUGGAGGCUUCAACAAAGAUCCAAUUGAAAUAUUUGGCAGAGGAAAAGCAAGCGGUUAGCAAAGGGAUAGAAAAAGUUCUUCAGGAGCUAACUGCAUCAGAAAAUGAUGGUCCUGUGUCUGAAAACUUUUGCAAGAUUUUGAAGGAGUUUCUUGGUUUUGCUGAAGCUGAAGUGAGAUCUUUGGCUCCACUUUAUUCUGGAGUGGGAAGAAAUGCAGACGCGUUGGCUCUUUACUUCGGAGAAGAUCCAGCCCGUACUCCGUUUGAGCAAGUUGUUUCUACUCUACUUAAUUUUGUGAGAACAUUUGUCCGAGCCCAUGAUGAAAAUCUCAAGCAAAUUGAGCUGGAAAAGAAGAAGGCUCAGAAGGAAGCAGAAAAUGAGAACAUGAAAGCAAGUACCCCGAAAAAGGGUGCAGAAACUGAGAAGACGAAGACAAGUGGCUCCGAAAAAGGAAUCUUUAAAUGAGAAAAUGGAAACAAUUUCUCCCAAAAGGCAUGACUGCCAUCAAGAAUAGUAACAUCAAUUAAUCAAGCCCCUUUUACGAUUUAUUUAAUUGAUCAACAGAUACAUGUGAGCUGGAAUGCAAGUUUGAUGUAUAUUUACAAUUAAAUGGGGACGAUUAUAAAUUUGAUGGCAGAAUAAGCCAGCAGUUGAAGUCUUACAAUUCCCCGAGGAUUUAACGCAACUACUUGUACUCAUCACAAGUGAGGGAGUGGAAAUUCGUGGUUGCUGCAUCAGCUGUAAGAUAGUUUUCGACAGUUUGUUUUUUAAGGUAUCUAUUGUAGUUUAGUCAUUUAAAUUCCUCUAUAGUGAGUUUAUAAGGUAUCUUUCAUAGUUUAGUCGUUUAUUCUUUUCUUGUAUUAGUCAAUCUGUAAAUUUUGCCUCAUGUAUGCUGUGUUAUAGAUUCACGUAUACAUACAAUGAGUAGUAAAACUUUCAAAGGAAAUCUUCCAACUUUUGGAUUUGCAAUAUGUUUGUCUAGAUUUGAGGUGAUUAGCGACGGAAAACCUCGUUCUUCAAAGUCUGUCUGGACCUGAUAUUCAAAUCCCACUUUUAA
Rhododendron vialii is the source of this 2611-nucleotide messenger RNA. Its product is annotated as formin-like protein 17. Lineage: Eukaryota; Viridiplantae; Streptophyta; Magnoliopsida; Ericales; Ericaceae. Bases 1 to 2019 code for a protein of 672 amino acids. The transcript has 15 exons. The record is from RefSeq and is a predicted model, not a curated record.